AUGAAAAUUGUGUUAGAUGUUCAGGAAUACAGUCCAAAUCGAUGUGCAGGCUGUUGGCAAGGUAUUGCACCAACAGAAAUGAUCUAUAAAAUCAAGAGUAAUAUAUUCUAUCACAUCACCUGCCAUCGAUGUAUUCAAUGUGGUAGAAAAAUAUCACAAGGCGAACAAAUUUGCAUAAAUAAAAUAUCUAAAAGCAUAGCAUGUAUUGCUCAUACUGUUUGCAGCGAUAAUUUGUUUACUAUUCCAACGCCAACUACAGCGGUAUGCAUAUUAGAAACAGAUGAUGGUGGCUUGCUUUCUGAUGCUGUUUCAAGGGAAUUGGAUUAUUCAUCAACUAACCUUUUCUCACAUUCUCAUGAAACAUACGGAUACGAACAAAGUGAUGAAGCAAAUUUUUUCAAGCGCAGAGGACCGCGUACUACCAUUAAACAGUACCAGUUAGAUGUACUAAAUAGAAUGUUCACGUCAACUCCAAAGCCAUCGAAGCACGUGAGAGCUAAGCUAGCACUAGAAACAGGCCUCAGUAUGCGUGUUAUCCAGGUUUGGUUCCAAAAUCGGCGUAGCAAAGAACGACGAUUAAAGCAUUUAUGUAAUUAUUUGAGGCGAUUUGAAGAGCGUGGCCUAAUACCGCCAUCGAUUGGUUUUAAUCGUAAUAAUUACUUUUAA
This is a messenger RNA of Loa loa (African eye worm), 666 nucleotides long. Its product is annotated as mechanosensory protein 3. Gene Ontology annotation, biological process: regulation of transcription by RNA polymerase II; neuron differentiation. Gene Ontology annotation, cellular component: nucleus. NCBI's taxonomy places the organism in Eukaryota, Metazoa, Nematoda, Chromadorea, Rhabditida, Onchocercidae. Gene Ontology annotation, molecular function: RNA polymerase II transcription regulatory region sequence-specific DNA binding; DNA-binding transcription factor activity, RNA polymerase II-specific. The coding region runs from base 1 to 666 and encodes 221 amino acids. The record is from RefSeq and is a predicted model, not a curated record. The transcript is spliced from 7 exons.